AUGUCUGUGACCCCUCAAUUAAUUAUCAAAGCGGCGCCCGCGGACGGGGCUGGGCCAGUCGCAUCUGGAGGGCGCCGCGGGGCGGAGCAUCGGCCCAAGAGCACGAUGGCGGCUAACUACACGGAGACCUGGUUCCAGACGCUGGAGGUGAUGCUGAAGGCCCUCAACCGUACCGUCUCCCGCGUGGAGCCCUGUCCUCGACUGAGCACGGCCGACGAGGAGGAGAAAGACAGCUACGCCUACAUGUACAUCCUUUUCAUGAUGCUCCUGUUCGCCCUGACCGUUGGCAGCCUGAUACUCAGCUACACCCGGUCCCGAGAAGUGGACAAGCCGAGCGAUCCUUACCACAUGUACAUCAAGAACCGGGUGACCAUGAUUUGAAGGAGG
Protobothrops mucrosquamatus (brown spotted pit viper) is the source of this 387-nucleotide messenger RNA. It is a transcript of the gene KCNE3, whose product is annotated as potassium voltage-gated channel subfamily E regulatory subunit 3. Lineage: Eukaryota; Metazoa; Chordata; Lepidosauria; Squamata; Viperidae. Gene Ontology annotation, biological process: potassium ion export across plasma membrane; membrane repolarization during action potential; ventricular cardiac muscle cell action potential. Gene Ontology annotation, molecular function: transmembrane transporter binding; voltage-gated potassium channel activity involved in ventricular cardiac muscle cell action potential repolarization; potassium channel regulator activity. The coding region runs from base 1 to 381 and encodes 126 amino acids. The transcript has 3 exons. The record is from RefSeq and is a predicted model, not a curated record. Gene Ontology annotation, cellular component: membrane.